UAAUAAUAAUACUUGGAUUUGGUUUGGUCUGGGGAUCUGGCCUAAGGGCUAAUGAAUAACAUUUAUGUAUUACGAAUCUGAAUCCUAAUAAUCCCUGCGUGUGUUUCUCUUGGGCAGGCGGGCGGAGGCUCCUCCUCUUCUUUUUCCGAGGCCAAAAGGGAAGGGAAGGGAAAGCAAGGGCAGCCAUUGAGCUUUCCCUCUCUCUCUCUCCCUCCUUCCUUCUUUCCCUCCAUCCACCCAGAGCUCCUCCUCUUCCUCCUCCUCCCCCUCCCCUUCUUCUCUUCCCAGCAAAAGAAGCCAGAGCGGCCGGGAGGAAGAAGGGAAGGAGGAAGGGAAGGAAGAAGGAGAAGGGCAGAACACCCCCCCCACACACACACACACCUUCCUUGGCACUCUUUCAUUCUCUCUAUUUCAUUCCUCCCUUCCUUCUCUCCCUUCCCUCUUCCUUUUUCUCCCUUGAUCCCUUCUUUCCUUCCUUUUCUCAGCUUGAUCCCUCUUUCUCUCCUUCUCUCCUUUUUCUCCGAUUUAUCUCUUUCUCUCCUCUCCCUUGAUUCUUUCCUUCUUUCUCUCCCUUCCCUUGAUCCCUUCUUUCCCUCUUUUUUCUCCGAUUUCUCUUGCUCUCCUUUCCUCCCUGCCUUCUUCUUCCUCUCCUUCCCCUCCUCUCUCUCUCUCCUCCUUCCUUCCAUUCAUUCUUUCCUUCUCUUUUCUCUCUCGUUCUUCCUUCUGGCCAUGACCCUUCUUGCUUGCGGCCGCCGCCGGCCUUUGCAGCAUGAGGACAACCAAGAAGCUGGGUGACUCCUGACCUUUCACCCCCCAAAACAUGGCUGCUCAGGUGACUCCAAAUACCAAGAUCGAGAGAUCUAGGAUUAUUAUAUUACAUGGUUAUAUUAUGACUAUAUAGAUACUGUAGAGUGACCCUCCUCCACCCGCCCGCCAUGUCCGACCCGUCGGCCGUCAUCGAGUGGUCAGCCUGCCGCAGCAUCCGCCCCUUCCGCUCCAGCGAGGCCUACCUGGAGGCCAUGAAGGAGGACCUGGCCGAGUGGCUCAACGCCCUCUACGACCUGGAGGUGCGGCCCGAGGGCUUCCUGGAGGCCUUGGAGACCGGCCACGGCCUCUGCCGCCACGCCAACCACCUCAACAGGGUGGCCGCCGAAUUCGAGGCCCUCCACCCCGAGGCGGCUGCCUCACUCCGGGUCCCCAGGGCAGAGGUGGUCUUCCAGGCCCGGAGCGUGGCCCCGGGCUCCUUCCUGGCCCGCGACAACAUCUCCAACUUCAUCCGCUGGUGCCGCAAAGAGCUGGGCAUCCCGGACGUCCUCAUGUUCGAGACCGAGGACCUGGUGCUCAAGAAGAACGAGAAGAACGUGGUGCUCUGCCUCCUGGAAGUCGCGCGGAGGGGCUCCAAGUUUGGGAUGCUGGCCCCGACCCUGGUCCAGAUGGAGGAAGAGAUUGAGAAGGAACAGGAAGAGGAGGAGGCCGAGGAGGAGGAGGAGGAGGAGCAGGAGCGCCGCCGCUGCCACCGGGACGAGCCCCUCCCCAGGAGACCCCCCAGGCCCCAGCAAAUGGCCCUCGUCCACCUCCGCAACCUUGACGAGCUGGUGCGGGAGAUCCUGGGCCAUUGCAGCUGCCCCUCUCAGUUCCCGAUGGUCAAGGUCUCGGAAGGGAAGUACAAAGUGGGCGACUCCAACGCUCUCAUCUUCGUCCGGGUGCUGCGGAGCCACGUGAUGGUGCGCGUCGGGGGAGGAUGGGAUACGCUGGAGCACUACCUGGACAAGCACGACCCCUGCCGCUGCAGCGCCUUUGCGCACCGUCUGAACCCAUCGCGGGGCCUGGCUUUCUCCCCACAAAAGAUGGCCGCCACGCCCGGAAGUCCCCAAUCGGGGAGUCCCGUUACGCCGCGAAGGGCCGCCAGAACAACUGGGAACGAUGGGCCUUGCAGUAAGUCCAGCCCUUUGAAAGGAGCUGCAGCCAACGGUCAGCAGCGGGACAACAGCAGCCUCAGGUCCUUAAGAGCGCGGCGUCUCUCCGGCGACAGCGACUCCUCGGCCUCCUCCCUCCAGAGCGGGGCCCUGGGGCGCAAGCGCAGUGACGAAGCCAAAGUGGCCGCCAGGCGGGUCUCGGAAGGGGCCGUCCUGCAGCUCCGUCCCGGUCCCAAGAAGCAGCCGCCGGACAGCCGAAGCCACUCCAGAGAACGGGGGGCCGUCGUCGCGUCCCGGAAGCCAGAGGCGGAAGAACGAGGCCGGUCGCGGUUGCCCAACGGGGCCCAGAGCCCUCGCCCUCGAGCCCGGAGCCAGGGCCGGUCCGGCGGUGGGCCCGUCUUGCUCAUCAGUCGAGGAAAGGACGGUCAACACUCGCUGGUCCGAGCCGAGGAGCCAAAAGGAGCGUCUGGACGAGCCACCCCUGGGACCAAGAGCCCGGCCGGCUGCAGGAGUCCGGUGCUGACCCAUCGACGGGGCUCCCUCCCGGCAAACAAAGUGGCUGAAUCCGCCACCCGGAGGCAGCGCCAAGGCCCGAAACAGUGCGACAACAUCGGACAGGAGUUGGAGCAACUGGCUCGCACUUUCCGGAGUCCGCUCCGCCUGGAUCCGAGCCAGGAGCAGCAACUCUAUCGCCGUUUGGAGGAGGAGUUCUUGGCCAACUCGCAAAUGAUGGAGGAGGAAGAGGAAGACGAGCCCAUCGAGUCCCUGAGCCGCCCGCGCUUGUUGCAAACCAACACUGCGGAUCCCGGCGCGGCAGCAGAUUCGGCCUAUUGCUCUUCCAGCUCGUCCUCCUCGUCCCUGAACUUCUUCUCCAAGUACGGCCUGCAGCCCGAUUCCAAAGAGGAGCCCAAGCGGAGGUUGCGGGUGCCGGACGCCGCGGAUCCCUCGGAGGGCUGGGAGAGGAGGAAGCCAGCCCUGUCCAGCUCCUCCGACGAGAGCAACUCCUACCUGGGUCUCAACGAACUGGCCGAAGGGGGGGACGCUUUCUGGCGGGGCAAAGAGGCGGCCACCGCGGCUCCGGAGGGAGAUCUGGGCCCGUCUUCGUCACCACCGCCUCGUGCAAUGGAGGAGGAGGAGGAGGAGGAGGAGGAGGAGGAGGCGGUCGUCCUCCGCCCGAAGCCCUCCCUGAAGAAGCCCGAACGCGUGCCUUCCAUCUACAAGCUCAAGCUGCAGCCCAUCAUCAGGCCCCGCACCGACUCGCAGCCGGACAAGACGCCCUCCAAGAUCCCCACGCCCCUCAGCUACAAGGCCGCCAAACCGGCCCCGGAGAACACCCCCAAGCGUCCGUGGGCUGCCUUCCAUGACAUCUUUUCAGCCGAGUCCGGAGUGGCCGAUGACGAAGGCUCCUGGGCUUGAGGAGCAGAAGGGCCGCCAUCGUGUCCCAAGGAAGGGACGGAACGGACCGCCCAACAAAAAGGGUCCUGGGCUGGAGGACAGAGUGGACAGACAGAUUGGGCCGCCGUCGUGUCCCCACCAAGGGGUCCUGGGAUUCAGGAGGACGAUGAAGGCACAGAAGGGGAAGCCGUCUUGUCCCCACCAAGGCUCCGAGGCCUGAGGGCAGAACGGAACACCAUCUUGUCCCAAAUUCCGCACCUUGAACUCUUUUUCCUGCUGCUAUCGCUGCCUUGUUUGCGCAAAAACCCGCUGCUGCUCCGAUAUGGAGCUCUGGGGGGGGGGGGGGUGGAAUUAGGGGGUGCCUUCCUUUAAUAUUAUUAUUACUGUUGUUGUUGUUCUUAAUUUCUGGGUCUGGAGGAUGUGCAUGGCUUUGGCGGCAGCAUGCUUUCAGGGGUGGAGUCCUCAAGCACUGGAGUUGUGGAAGGGGAGUCCGGCACUGCUCUCUUGUGUCGGUUUCAUACUGAUAGAACGCCCGCCGCGGUGCGGAUGUUGGGGUCGACAAUCUACUGUAACCCCUUUUGUUUCCCUAUUUGCUUUGGGUCGACAUGACUGCUGUCACCUGCUCGUGGUUCUGCGCUUCCCGUCCCGUUGGUUCUCACUUUUGUUGCUCCCUUUAAUCUCAAAUCCCCAUUAGUCCCUCCCAGCGCGUUUUGGAGAAGUUCCGAUGCUUAACGGUGACUCUGACGUCUUCCGUAAAGACAGUUUCAGGAAAAUAUUUUCUCAAUUUUUUUUAGCAAAUCAUUCAAAUGAGACACUCACUUUUCUGCUAUUUUUUAAGGAAAUCAUUCCAAGGAGAGGCUCGCGUUCAUCUUAUUUUUUAGCAGAUCAUUCGGAUGAGACGCUUGCUUUUCUGCUAUUUUUUUAAGCAAAUCAUUCCGAGAAGAGGCUGGCAUUGGCCUUAUUUUUUAGCGGAGCGUUCAGAGGAAAGUCUUGUUUCUUGUCUUUUGAGCGGAUCAUUCAGAGGAGGGGCUGGUAUUUCUUGGCAUACGAUUCUUGCCGAAGUCUUGCACAUGAAUCCUUUCUCUUCGGCAGGAGACUUCUUCAGGGACCAGGACUGUGUUGCACCUCCCUUCCCGUCCUAACGUACUGUAGCUUUGUCUUAAUUAAUCUAUGCAUAUUUAUAAUGAGCUCCGCCUCCCAUCCUGACCCUGACGAAUGUAGCGAAAACUGAACCGAAUCCCGGACAGUAAACUUAGAGCAAAUGCA
Anolis carolinensis (green anole) is the source of this 4577-nucleotide messenger RNA. It is a transcript of the gene gas2l1, whose product is annotated as growth arrest specific 2 like 1. Gene Ontology annotation, molecular function: microtubule binding; actin filament binding; cytoskeletal adaptor activity. The record is from RefSeq and is a predicted model, not a curated record. Bases 936 to 3332 code for a protein of 798 amino acids. The transcript is spliced from 6 exons. NCBI's taxonomy places the organism in Eukaryota, Metazoa, Chordata, Lepidosauria, Squamata, Anolidae. Gene Ontology annotation, biological process: protein localization to microtubule plus-end; microtubule bundle formation; actin crosslink formation. Gene Ontology annotation, cellular component: cytoplasm; actin filament; stress fiber.